AUGAAGGUGAUGUUUUUGUUAUCAGUUCUGUCAGUCGUAUCGGCUUUGGAAGUCAGUAAUGAGUGUCAGAGUAAUACCGGUGUCGAGUGGAAAGAAGACCCGACAGAUUGUUCCGUGUUCUAUCUUUGUUACAAUGGACACCGCACUCAAUACUCGUGCCCCGGAAACAUGGUUACAGAUCCCGACAGUAAAGCUUGUGUGCCAAGAGGCUCGAAGCUGGACAAAUGCUCAAACAAAAAAGUACAUGUCCCACAAUGCAACGCUGCUUUGAAGGAGUCCUGUGCCAGAUAUAUUGCCUGCCCCGUUCCGAAAGAGACGGGGACACCAGUUAUACCAGAGGUAAAAGAGUGUCCCUACCCACUACUGUAUGACGAGGAGAAUCAGCGGUGUGCCUACCCAGAAACUGUCAGAUGUGGAGACAGGACCGAACCCAAGGAUCCUUGUGAUUAUAAGGCUAACCAGUGUCAAGGUCCUAAUUGUGUGCCCUGCAGCGCCCGUCACCCCAGUUGUUCCGGACGACCGGACGGUCUUAAUGUAUGGAGCGGGAGAGAGAAGUCUCCUUAUUUUGUUGUUUGUCGAGGCGAACGUGUAAUGUACCAGGGUCUGUGUCCCCAGGGCAAUAAGGGACGGAUCUUUGAUCCCGAGAUAAAGGGCUGCACGGAUAUAUAG
Ylistrum balloti is the source of this 669-nucleotide messenger RNA. RefSeq lists its product as uncharacterized. Gene Ontology annotation, molecular function: chitin binding. Gene Ontology annotation, cellular component: extracellular region. Lineage: Eukaryota; Metazoa; Mollusca; Bivalvia; Pectinida; Pectinidae. Bases 1 to 669 code for a protein of 222 amino acids. The transcript is spliced from 3 exons. The record is from RefSeq and is a predicted model, not a curated record.